AGCCACGUACUCGCAGUCUUUUUGUUUGCCAGGCUCUCCUGGCCUUCAUGUGGUCUGCUACCCUCCUUUCGUCACAGAAAUGAACACCGACACGAGGCGCAUGCUCAGCAAGUUCGAUUCUCGCGGCCAUCCUGACUUUUAUCAGCACUACAGUGACGGACAACUGCGGAUUCGGCUCACCAACCCGAGCGUGGUCGUUACCGCUGCGCUGCUCGUCGUUAGCAUAGUAUACCAGGCAGUCCGCCAACAGCGCCGACUCCCAUCGCUCCCUCAGCUUCUAUGGGACGCGGCAGUGACUGUGAUUCCGGCUCGCAUCCUCUUUGCCGUUGAUCGCUUCAUAAUCCCCCCGCUUGUUCCAACACACAUGCUCAAGACGCAGCCGCCGACCCGCGCCGCCAAGAGCGAAGCCUUGAGGAGGAUUCUCGGGAUCGACAAUGGGGGCGGGAUAAUCGGCUCGGUAUCUCAGGCUGGCCGCCGGAGUCUGAGCAGCCUUUCCGGCGCUGCUCUGGGACCCAAAACCGCGAGCGACCGGCCACCCGGCCUGGGGAACUAUGACAAUUCGUGUUUUCAGAACAGCAUUCUGCAGGGCCUUGCGGCUCUCAAGCCGCUCCCGGCCUACCUGUCGGCAGUCUCCCUCGGGCGAAGGAUAGAAUCCUCUCCGACUAGCACGGUCGACACGCUCCGCGAACUGAUCGCCGAGCUCACCGAUCCUUCGAGCAAUGGCAAGACGCUCUGGACGCCGAGAGUCUUGAAGAAUAUGAAUACUUGGCAGCAGCAAGACGCGCAGGAGUAUUACUCGAAACUCCUGGAUCAGAUCGACAAUGAGAUUGCGAGGGCGACACGUGCCCUUAAACACCACCCCGGGCUCGAAACCGGCCGCACCAGCUACGAUGCUUCGGCGAGCCAACACAGCGAUGAUAGCGGCUAUGAUAGUCUUCACGGCCACUCGAAGCCGGGUCCCGAGCCCCGUAUCACGCGCAAUCCGCUCGAAGGGCUGAUGGCGCAGCGCGUGGCCUGCGUCAACUGCGGCUAUUGCGAAGGGCUGAAUCUGAUUCCCUUCAACUGCUUGACACUGACCCUCGGAAACCUGCCAGAGCACGAUCUCUAUGAGCGGUUAGAUCAUUACACCAAGGUCGAAUCGAUCGAGGGCGUCGAGUGCCUGAAAUGCUCCCUUCUGAUGUGCCGAGAUCUUAUCAAAGCUCUCGCCGAGCGUGCCGGGGCGGUUCCCGAGUUCCAGCGGAGAUUGGAGAGCGUGGAAGAAGCGCUGGAGGAAGAAGCGUUUGACGAAGAGACAUUGACGAAGAAGUGCGGCCUCACGCCGAAAAUGCGGGCUAGCUCGACAAAGACAAAGCAGAUUGUGCUCGCCCGUCCGCCGCAGAGCCUGGUUUUCCACAUUAACCGAUCUGGUUUUGACGAACAAACGGGCUACAUGUUCAAGAACUCGGCCGCUGUCCGGUUCCCCAUGGUGCUCGACCUGGGUCCUUGGUGCUUGGGUAGUACCGAUGCGCGGGUGCACCUGGAGGAGGGCACGGUGGCUGCGCGGGACGUCGAGCAGUGGACGCUGGAUCCCAAGGCAUCUAUGGUUGCGGGAGACCGGGAGCCAUCUAGGAUAACCGGCCCCAUAUACGAGCUGCGCGCUGUCGUCACGCACUACGGACGUCACGAGAAUGGGCAUUACGUCUGCUACCGAAAACAUCCCGUGUUUUCGCAUGCGGUGACGAACAAGCAGGAAACAGCCGAGACGUUCGAUGAUGGGGUAUGGCAGGAGAAGGAGGAGGUCGACGAGGGCAUGAUCUUGGACGAGGCGACAAGACAGGGGGAUGACGGGAAUGGCGCGAGCGAGGCUGAUGAGUCGGCAUCAGCUCGGGACAGCCCGCCGUCGCAGUGGUGGCGGUUAAGCGACGAGGACGUAUACCCGGUGGAUGAGCAAACCGUCCUCUCCCAGGGUGGUGUCUUCAUGCUCUUUUACGAUUGUGUGGAUCCCAACCCAGUCCUGGUUUCGGACAUCGACAAGCCUACCACGGAGGAGGAGCAAACCGCAGACGAUUGCAACAUAACCGAUGCGGCCGCUGCAUCCCGCGUUGCCACUCAGAGCCCAAGCCUUGUGCAGGAAGAUGGAACAUUGUUGGAGGACCCGGAUUCUUCGGUGGUGCUCGGCGAUCCCCAUACCCCAUGCGAGACGGUGGGAUCAACAAAUACCGCAUCGGAGGAUCCGGGACUAGUCGAGACUGCUGGUCAACCGCAACCUGCCUUGCCAACUUCCGAUGGAUCCGCGGCGACACCCACCCCCGGUGUUCCGACUCUGGACGAGGUGGGGGGUCAGAAUGUCGGUCCGCCGUCUGCGGACCUGGUUACACAGCCGACGGAUGACGUCGCGAUCCCACAGCCUCUUUCCCGGGUUACUGAAGUCUAGGCCGCCGCAGCGUGCGUAAGGACGAGGAGAGAUUUCUCGGAGUUCCUGCCUUGGGUUGUCUUGCUUGUUGUCAUGCAUAGCGAACGGCGUUAUUGGGUCUUAAGGGGUUCAUGAGGGGCACCGUUUCCCCGCCCAUGCUUGGG
Thermothelomyces thermophilus ATCC 42464 is the source of this 2556-nucleotide messenger RNA. RefSeq lists its product as uncharacterized. NCBI's taxonomy places the organism in Eukaryota, Fungi, Ascomycota, Sordariomycetes, Sordariales, Chaetomiaceae. Gene Ontology annotation, molecular function: cysteine-type endopeptidase activity; cysteine-type deubiquitinase activity. The transcript has a single exon. The record is from RefSeq and is a predicted model, not a curated record. Gene Ontology annotation, cellular component: cytosol; nucleus. Gene Ontology annotation, biological process: protein deubiquitination. Bases 80 to 2413 code for a protein of 777 amino acids.